This is a messenger RNA of Caenorhabditis elegans, 3655 nucleotides long. It is a transcript of the gene iffb-1, whose product is annotated as Eukaryotic translation initiation factor 5B. Gene Ontology annotation, molecular function: GTP binding; GTPase activity. Bases 40 to 3264 code for a protein of 1074 amino acids. The record is from RefSeq and is marked reviewed. The transcript has 10 exons. NCBI's taxonomy places the organism in Eukaryota, Metazoa, Nematoda, Chromadorea, Rhabditida, Rhabditidae. Gene Ontology annotation, cellular component: cytoplasm.
ACAAAACUCGCACAAUUACGCGCAAAAAAGCCGCCGAAAAUGCCGCCGAAGAAGGGAGGAAAGAAGAAUAAGGACGAUGAUUGGGAUGACGAUGCCGCCGAGAAGAAGCUCGCAGCUUUGAGUGUGGCGAGCAACGCCGACGCUCAAUGGGACGACGAAGAGCCGAAGAAGGCGAAAACCAAGGCAAAAGCGCCGGCUAAGAAGGGAUUCGCCGCUCUGCUAGAUGAGUCAGAGCCCGAGGAAAACUAUUCUGAGCCGCCGGAGCCCGAGCCUGAGGUGAAAAAGGCCGCCAAGGUGCCGGAGAAGCCGGAGAAAGAGAAAAAAGAGAAGAAAAAGGCCGGAAAGAAGGGUAAAAAGGGAGAAGCCGACGAGGAAGAGGAUUUAGAUGCUCUUCUAGCUUCAUUCCAGGAAAAGGAUGGCCCGAAGGUGGCGGAAGUGGCUCCAGAAGCCGUGGCAGCUCCAGAAGCUGCUCCGGUAGACGACAAAAAGAGCAAGAAGAAGAAGGAAAAGCCUGUGGAGAAGCCUGAAGAGCCCGCAGUCGAAGAGGAUUCGGAUGGUGAAGGAGACGAGAAGGAUCAGGAUAAAAAAGACAAGAAAAAGCAGAAAAAGAAGGAUAAAAAGAAGGAAAAAGAGAAGAAAGAGAAGGAAGAUAAGAAGGGUGGAGCUGGAGCAAAGAAAGGAAAUCUAUCGUUGAUUAAGGAAAUGCUCAAAAAGCAGCAAGAAGAACGUGAAGAGCAGGAACGACUACAGAAAGAGCAACAAGAGCGUGAUGCUCAGGAGGAGAAGGAGCGUCUGGAGAGAGAGCACGCUGAGAAGGAGCGAAAAGAAGCGGCAAAAGAAGCAAAACGCCUUGAAGUCGAACGCCAAAAAGCCGCCGGAACCUACCAGACAGCUGCUCAAAAACGCCAACAAGCUCUGGCUCUGGAGAAGCUUCGAGCCGCCGGACACUCUGUUCCAGCUCCACGUGAUUCUACGGAAGAUGAAGCUGCUGGAGUUAAGAAAUCAUUUGUCUAUGUUGAUGAGAAGACGAAAGCCAAGCAGGAAGAGAAGAAGCGUAGGCGGUUGGAGAAGCUCGGACAGCUUCCGGUAGCUGCUGAAGCUUCAGCUGAUGCUUCUGCUUCUGCUUCUGCUGAAGCUUCUGCUGAAACUCCAUCAACUACUCCAGAGCAGGAGAAGACCCCGGAGCCCGUUGACGAUUGGGAGAUGGCGCACAGUGAGGAUGAAGCUUCAGCUCAGAAGGAGAAGCCGAAGAAGCCAGCCACCAAGGCUUCUGAUGCCGACGAGGAUGACGACGAAGAGUCUUCCGACGAAGAAUCAGAUGAAGAAUCGGAAGAUUCUGAAGAAUCUGAAGAAUCUUCUUCUGAUGAUGAUGAGGAUCGUGGUGGACAACAGAAAGAGACGGUCGAAGAGAGAAUGGAACGGAUUAAGCUUCGAAUUGCCAAGAGGAAGGAGGUGGCUCAAGCGAAUCGGAGCACAGAUAACCUCAGAUCUCCGGUGAUCUGUGUUCUUGGACAUGUUGAUACUGGAAAGACGAAAAUGUUGGAUACUAUCCGGCGAACAAAUGUGCAACAAGGUGAAGCCGGUGGAAUUACUCAACAAAUCGGAGCAACCGAAGUUCCAGCCGAAGCGAUUAAGGAAAGAUGUCGUCAAGUUCGUGGAUUCCUUCAGGAUCAAAUGAAAAUUCCUGGAUUCUUAAUUAUUGAUACACCCGGUCACGAAUCGUUCUCGAAUCUUCGAACACGUGGAUCUUCUCUCUGUGAUUUUGCGAUUCUUGUCGUUGAUAUAAUGCAUGGAUUGGAGCCACAGACUAUUGAAUCGUUGAAGCUUCUUAUUAAAGGAAAAACGCCAUUCGUAAUCGCAUUAAAUAAAAUUGAUCGUCUCUACGAAUAUGAAUCAAACCCGCGAAAAGAUGUCUACGAACUGCUCAAAUCUCAGAAGCCACGAGUUCAAGCCGAAUUCAAAGAGCGUUUCAAUCAAAUUGUCGUCGAAUUCGCCGAGCAAGAGCUCAAUGUGACCCUAUCGAAUCAUAAAAAUGCAGAAGAUUCGGAUUACGUGUGUAUGGUUCCAACGUCGGCAUUCCUUGGUGAUGGAAUUGGAAAUUUGAUGGCUUUUAUUAUUAAUCAAACACAGACGAAAUAUGCACAAAAACUCGCAUUCUCUGAAGAACUCGAUGCGACUGUUAUGGAGGUUAAAGCCAUCCCUGGUCUCGGCACGACAAUCGACGUAAUCCUCGUAAACGGAACAAUGCGAGCCGGUGACGUCAUCGUGCUCACUGGCUCCGACGGAGCAAUUACGACACAAGUUAGAGAGCUUCUAAUGCCAAAACCAUUGAAAGAAUUGCGAGUAAAAAAUGAAUAUAUUCAUUAUAAAGAGGUUAAAGGAGCUCGCGGAGUCAAAGUUUUGGCUAAAAAUCUGGAAAAAGUGCUGGCAGGACUACCGAUUUAUAUAACUGAUCGAGAAGAUGAAGUGGAUUAUUUGAGACAUGAAGCUGAUCGACAACUUGCAAAUGCUCUUCAUGCAAUUCGGAAGAAGCCAGAAGGAGUAUAUGUUCAAGCUUCAACUCUUGGAUCACUUGAAGCUCUUCUAGAAUUCCUAAAAUCUCAGAAUAUUCCAUAUUCAAAUGUGAAUAUUGGACCGGUUCACAAGAAAGAUGUCCAGAAGGCUUCUGCAAUGAAAGAGCACAAAGCGGAAUACGCGUGUGUGCUCGCUUUCGAUGUGAAAGUUGAACGAGAGGCACAAAUAUUCGCUGAUCAUGAGGGUGUCAAGGUUUUUCAGGCGGAUAUUAUUUAUCACUUGCAGGAUGCUUUCCUCAAGUAUAGAGAAGAGCUAAAAGAGAAGGCUCGCCGCGAUAAUGAGCAUCUUGCGAUCUUCCCAUGCAAACUUCGUGUUCUGCCGAAUCACGUCUACAAUACACGUAAUCCCAUCGUUUGUGGUGUCUCCAUUGAGGCUGGAAUCGUGAAACGGGGCACACCGAUCUGUGUACCCAGCAAGGAAGGAAUCUUCCUCGGAACAAUCUCAUCAGUUCAACGAAACAAUGAAGAAGUCCCAUCGGCUAAACAGGGCGAAGAAGUUUGUAUUAAAAUUGAAAAUACGACUGGCGAAGCUCCACGGCUCUACGGACGUCAUUUCACACACGAGGAUCCACUUUAUUCCAGGGUAACCCGUGAAUCAAUCGAUAUCUGCAAGAAAUAUUUCCGUGAAGAUUUGACAAAAGCCGAUUGGCAGCUCGUUGUGCAGCUGAAGAAGCUUCUCGAAAUUUUGUAGAUCACAAUUUUCCCGCCGAUUUCCUAUAAUUUCCCCCGUGUCGUUGACCCUAUUGUCCUUGGAGCGAGCUUGCAUUAGGUAAAAGCUUGAGAAAAUUUGAAUUUUUUCCAGUGCAAACGCGCUCUAAUGAACUUUUUUUAAAAUUUUCUUUUUGGUUACGGUUUUUCUUGUUCAUUUCACCUUUUUUUUCUAUUUUUCCCCAGUUUUCCCCCAAUUUUGUUGUUAUUUAACUCGUUUUUUUCGAAUUUUUUGGAAAAAUUGGAUUUUUUCCGGUUUCCCCCCACCCCCCCGCCCCAUUUUCGCUACCCUUUCACAAUAUAAUCGUCUUCUUUUCGCUAUCGACUAGUUGAUACCGCUGCUUUUUGCUUCCCCAGUUAAUGAAUGCUUGUUU